UCCAAAUUCCUUCUUGCCCUUUUCGUCCCUUUCGUCUCUCUCUUUCUCUCUCAAAUAUCCAUAUCGUCAUAUGCCAAUUGCCAUACACAAAUCGCACAGCUUUUCUUCUUCUUUGACUUCAUCCUUUUCUUUGCUAUAUUACUAUUUCUGCUUUGUUUGAUAAAUACUCAAAAAAAGAAAAAAAAAGAAAGAGGAAUGAAAUUUGGGAAGGAAUUUACGACCCACUUGGAAGAAACCCUCCCAGAGUGGAGAGACAAGUUCCUGUGCUACAAGCCUCUCAAGAAGCUUCUGAAGAACGUCCCCACCGAUUCCGACGCCGAAAAUCGUCCCAACAACCCCGACCUCCAAGACUGGUUCAUCAGGAUCCUCAACGAGGAGCUCGACAAGUUCAAUGAUUUCUACGUCGACAAAGAGGAAGAAUUCGUCAUUCGUUUCCAGGAGUUGAAAGAAAGGAUUGAGCGAGUCAAGGAGAAGAGCAACAAUGGAAGAGCCUAUACAUCAGAAAGUGAGUUCAGUGAAGAAAUGAUGGACAUUCGUAAAGACUUUGUCACCAUUCAUGGAGAGAUGGUGCUUCUCAAAAACUAUAGCUCCUUAAACUUUGCAGGACUAGUUAAAAUUCUGAAGAAGUAUGAUAAGCGAACCGGGGGAUUAUUGCGUCUACCCUUCACGCAACUUGCCCUUCGCCAGCCUUCCUUUUCAACUGAACCUCUCACAAGGCUAGUCCGUGAAUGCGAGGCGAAUCUUGAGCUUCUCUUCCCACUUGAAGCAGAAAUCAUCGAGUCUACUCCAACCUCACAAGACAAGACAGAGCAACCACAGAAUAACUCGGUAAAUAUGUCUGAGACGCCAUCAAAUCUUGGUGAUGAAACAAUGUACAUAUAUCGCAGCACGCUUGCUGCUAUGAGAGCCAUAAGAGGUCUUCAAAAAGCAAGCUCUACUUACAAUCCGUUGUCAUUUUCAUCCCUCGGCAGGAGCCGCGAGGACGACGAAACCGGAGCUAUAACAGCUGAAAACUCCGCUUCAAAUUCGCCUGCAACCUUACAUAAUGAAGAAGAGCCUGAGCAAGAAAGUGCACGUUCUGUUUAAUUGUUCAUCUCGUUGGUUGAUGUUUAUGCAUGUAUUUUCUAGUUUCUUCUACUGGGUUGGAUUGAAUAACAGGCUAUGUACAGCCCUGUAUAAUCAGUUGGAUGAUUUAGUGGACGUUUGGUUCAUAGAUUCAGAAUUAUUUUCGAUUUACGUAUGUUUUUUUGUGAGAAAAAAUACUGUAGUAAGUCACGAACCAUGACACGAAUCUACUAACCAAACGCAGCCGUGAUCUUUGUAUUCAAAGUAAAUUGGAAAAUGCAAAUUUUCUCAACAUGUGUUGA
Morus notabilis is the source of this 1367-nucleotide messenger RNA. RefSeq names its product SPX domain-containing protein 4. Gene Ontology annotation, biological process: cellular response to phosphate starvation. Bases 196 to 1086 code for a protein of 296 amino acids. The transcript has 3 exons. The record is from RefSeq and is a predicted model, not a curated record. Lineage: Eukaryota; Viridiplantae; Streptophyta; Magnoliopsida; Rosales; Moraceae.